Xenopus tropicalis (tropical clawed frog) is the source of this 5137-nucleotide messenger RNA. It is a transcript of the gene arhgef49, whose product is annotated as Rho guanine nucleotide exchange factor 49. Bases 198 to 4880 code for a protein of 1560 amino acids. The record is from RefSeq and is a predicted model, not a curated record. Lineage: Eukaryota; Metazoa; Chordata; Amphibia; Anura; Pipidae. Gene Ontology annotation, molecular function: guanyl-nucleotide exchange factor activity. The transcript is spliced from 6 exons. Gene Ontology annotation, cellular component: cytoplasm.
UCUCUUUCUUCUCUGAUAGGAUCUGCUACAUAACUGGGCCCCCCAGCCAGGCCCCCCCCCAGCUCUCCAUAGAAGAGAAUCCAUGUGAGUACUAGUGGGACCCGCUGCCCCCCAAGGUAUGGACUGUAAGCGCCACCGAGCAGCCCCCCAGAUCUCUCGCUUCUCCAGCCUCUGCCAAUCGCUCAUGCCCAUCUGCUAUGACUUACAUCCCUGCUGACCCCCCCCGGCCCAUCGCCCAGCUCUGCUUCAAACAUGGCUUAAAGGAGCCCUCACCCUGCAGCAUGCACCCAUUAAAGGGCACAGACACCCAUGUCAUGGGAGGGGACCCCCACCUGUUACAGGCAUGUUACACGGGUCCCACCGGGGCGACCAGGUUGCACCGGAGUCUGGAGAACCUACACUGGGCCUCCCUUUCCGAUGCCGCCGUUUACAGUCCCUUUAGAAGCGGCGACGGUGACUUUAUCCUGCAUUGCCGACGACCCCGAGGGGGCACCUUGGCCCACAGCAUGGCAGAGAUAAGUGGAAAUGCCACGGAGAGGGCCACGGUGCACAAAGACCUGGUUGGGCCUCCAAUCUCUAAGGUGCAACAGUGGCUGUUUCCUACUGGGGAUGACAAGGCCUCGCCUGGAGGUGCCAAAAGGGAUCUGAAGGAGAAGCUUAGAACUCACAGCUCCAAAAUGGCCGAGCCCCCCAGGCCAGUGCGACCCCUGACUUACCUAUGUAGCCACACAGAGGAGCACACAAGCCCCAGUAGCCCAGGGGCCACUAACAGCACAACGCCAGUCACAAGGCAAUGCACAAGCACCUUCCACUACAGAACCAGUCACGAAUACAUCAAACAAGAGGCCUUCAGGAGGCUUCAGCUCCGGAGGCAAAACAGCUCCCCCAACCUGGCCCUCCAUCAGGGAGAGAGGGAGAAUGGAAUGGUCAAGUCAAAGACAUCCGAGUCCUUCAGGGAACAAAGAGAGGAUUCUGGGAAGGAAUGGGACCAGGGGGUGCAGGAGAGAAAGCACAACAGGCUCUAUAUUCCAACCUUUGAAGAGUUUAAGAAGAUGCGCAACAAGGAGAAAGGACACCAAUCCGAAACGGAUCAUAGGGGUCCAGAAACUACAAAGACUGUACGUGGCUCCCCGCUGAGUGAUAGAGACUCACCAGUCCAAAGGCGGGAUAUCUGGCCAGGGUUCUUCAUGAACGUUCCACAGACAUCUUCUGUUUCUCAUGGGAACCAUGGCCCCGUGGGAGCAGGACGUUCUAAUGGGUUGUCCAUGGGUAACUCUAAGUCUAAGGUUGGGCAAAGCUCAAAGAUGGGGGACUUCUACUCUGUGGUUGUACAAAAGUCUUCUGAUUUGUCCACCAGGAACUGGAACUCGUCCAGUUUGGAGCUCAGAGCUCAGAGUUCUACUGGCUUCCCCAUGGGAGACUCAUCGACUGGCAACCAAGACUCUAUGGUAGCACAACAAUCUACUAGUUUGCCCCCUGGGGACUUUUAUUCUAUGGUUGUACAAAAGGCAGCGGAUGUGUCCACCAGGAACCAUGUGCAAAAUUCUACUGGUUUAUCUACAGGAGGUUUAUCUACUGGGAACCAUAACCCUAUGGUAGCACAAAAACCUACUUCUUUCUCCUCUGGGAACCAUGACCAUAAAUGUAUGGGUUUGUCCACCAGUAACAAUGUUUCUAAGGAAGUGCAAGGUCCUACUGGUUUAUCCACUGAAGACUGGGACUAUGGUAUGUUUAAACAUUCUACUGGGAACCACAACUCUUCAGUAGUAAAAAAUUCUACUGAUUUUCUUAUUAGGAGCCAUGACUCUAUGGUAAGGCAGAACCCUACUGGUCUGUCCACUGGUAACAGAGACUCUAUGGUAGUGCAUUACUCUACUGGUCUGUCCACUGGUAACAAAGACUCUAUGGUAGUGCAAUACUCUACUGACUUGUCCACUGGUAACAAAGACUCUAUGGUAGUGCAAUACUCUACUGGUCUGUCCACUGGUAACAAAGACUCUAUGGUAGUGCAAUACUCUACUGACUUGUCAACUGGUAACAAAGACUCUAUGGUAAUGCAAUACUCUACUGACUUGUCCACUGGUAACAAAGACUCUAUGGUAAUGCAAUACUCUACUGACUUGUCCACUGGUAACAAAGACUCUAUGGUAGUGCAAUACUCUACUGACUUGUCCACUGGUAACAAAGACUCUAUGGUAAUGCAGAACCUUUCUGGUUUGUCUUCUGGGAACUGUGACUCUAUGGUAGUGCAAAACUCUACUGGUCUGGCCUCUGGUAAUAAAGACUUUAUGGUAGUGCAAUACUCUUCUGGUCUGGCCUCUGGUAAUAAAGACUCUAUGGUAGUGCAAAACUCUACUGGUCUGGCCUCUGGUAACAAAGACUCUGUGGUAGUGCAAAACUCUACUGGUCUGGCCUCUGGUAAUACAGACUCUAUGGUAGUACAAAACUCUACUGGUCUGUCCACUGGGAACCACAACUCUGUUUCCAUGGGAGAAACCAGGAGUAAAGACCCAACCCAAGUAUCAGUGUUUUCUGUAGAGAAUGUAGAUCUUCACCAGGUCCAACUGCCUUUGGGGGGUAAUUCCAGCAGGACCCCCCUCAUUGAUCAGCAUGUUUCAUUGGAUGGCAAAGACCCCCCAACUACAUACAGCUCCGCCUUCCCAGCUCCCAUCUGUUCCAGCCCCCCUCCGAGGUUCCCAUUGCAGCCUGCGACACUGACCAGUGAUAAAGGGGCGCUUGUGGGGUGUCACCCUCUGGUGGCCAAUGGCAGUAGCCCCAGCGGAUCCCCCAACAUUGCUGGUCAGUGCGUAACCUCUGAGCCUCCAUCUUGCUGUCCAUCUUUGCUUUUAGAAGCAACUGACCUGUCUGGGUACAGCACCAAACUGCAGAAAAUGAAGGACGGGCUCAUCGGGUCGGCUCUGGACCUCAUCAAGAAAAGCUGUAGCGCUGAAUCCGCGGUGGAGUCUCCGACCAAGGUAUCAUGUGACCUCCCCAGAUCUGAUCUCACCGCCCCGGAGAAAAGCAAUCGAUCUUCUGCGGAGACCAUGGCAACGGCAACCUGCGUGACUGUGGGCGGCAACGAGAUGGGAACCGACACCAAAGCCAGUCUCUGCGGUUCCAGUUGCCGGAGGUCCAGCUCUGAUAUGACCCAUGAAACCGUAGAGAUAGGAAAGACCCCCCGCGGGUGCCGCCUGCGCCCACAUUUCAGCGACCCGAUGCCCACGGACGCGGUGAAGAGGAAACAGUUGGAACUAAAGAUUGCUGCAGCCGCCCGGCACCACGCACAGAGGAGGAGACAAGACAGAGAUAACGGCCCGGUUCUGAUGAAGGCCAACACUACGACUUCCUGCAUCUCGGAGAAGGAAACCGACCCAAACGGCAGACAGCGCCAGCGAUACCGGCACCGCUGGAGCAACAUCAGCAGCUUGAGUACCGACAGCGGGAUUGUGGGAGUGAACGACGAGAAGGAGGAGGGCGAAUGGGGGGCGGGAAGGGCCCCCAAACCAGCGGAGGUGGAAAGGGCGGACAGUGGGAUAGGAGAUGCCUUCUCCAGGAGGUGGAGAACCCGUGUAGCAGAAGCCACAGCCUCCUUGGAGGCCUGGGAGGCCCAUCGCCCCUGUACGGACUGCGGGGAGAGGGACCCGAGCGGCGACACCGAGAGCCGGGGCAAACGGAGGGAAACCUUGUGCUCCAAGUGCCUGAUGCGCAGGGUGCAACGCAAAGAGGCCAUAAUGGAGUUUGUCAACACGGAGGCCAGUUACGGGGAGGAUCUGCGCAUCAUCAAGGAGGAGUUUUAUAUCCCCAUGCAGAGCGCAGGGCUCCUCACCCACGAGCAGCUCCUCGUCAUCUUCACCAACAUCCAGGAGCUCAUUGGCCUCAACGAGAAGUUCCUGGAGGUCCUGCAGGAGGAGAUCGACCAGGCGUUUGAUCAGGGGGACGACGACUUGAUAACCGUUUGCCUGGGGGAAGUGUUCCUGGAGUUUGUGAAUAUGCUUCCGGCCUUCCAGACUUACUGCCUCCAGCACUCGGCCUCCGUCUCACUGCUCAAUGCGCUGGAGAAGGAGAAGGAGCUGCUACGGAUAUUUCUGGACGUCUCUCAGAACGACAACACUGCUUUACGGCGGAUGAACUUCCGGUCGUUCCUGAUCGCUCCGCUGCAGAGAGUCACCAAGUACCCCCUGCUGCUCAGCCGGAUCCUGAAGGGCAGCACCGACUUCCACCCCGACCACAGCAGCUUGUGGGAAGCCAAGAGUCGCAUCGAGUCGCACCUGGAACACAUUAACAUGAAGACCAAGCAGGAGGGGAACCCUUGGAGCAUCCGAUCGUUCCGCAGGGAGAGCAAGAGAACCCGGGAGGGAACCAACAUCGAGAUGCGGGAAUUGGCCCUCAGGCAGGUCGCUUGGCCCCGGGAGGAGACGCGGUUCAUAAAGGAAGGGGCCCUCCAGCUGGCGCAGCCGACAGACGGGCAGUGGGUGAGGAAAGGGUGCAAAGCGCUAAAGUUCCAGAGCGUCCAGGCGCUGCUCAUGGUCAAUAUGCGCAGGGUGUCGGCGUCGGACGUGGAAGUCGGAGCUGCGGAGAACCCGGCCGUUAGGGACGCGGUGCUGGUUCUGAUCAAGGACAAGAGUAACGGGAAGUUUGUGCUGUUCCGCGACCCCCUGAAACUGAGCAACUGCGUCGUAUCGGCCGAUCCGGACUCUGACGAUACCUUCGAACUGCUGGAGAUCCGCCGGGAAGGCUUGGUCCUCCGGGACGGGGACAUCUCCCGGACUCAGCACUGGUACCGGCAGCUCAAGUUCUACUCCGGUUGGCUGGGAACCUGGAAGCGACGGCGCAAUGCGCUGCCCAACAUUAUGAUAAGUUCCGCGCAAAGCAGGCCCUGAGCUGGGUACCGGUACUGGGGCAGAACCCACUUGGCUGGUUCCGUUGUGAAAUCCCUGAUGGGGCUGAUCCUGGACAGAGCUGGAGAGCAGGGACCCGGUUUAGUUCUGUCACAUUCCAGCAGGGGGCGCAGCAGUUCCAUUCCGCUCCGCAGGGGAGGAGCAGCGCCAGGAUUGGCCGAAUUCACUGAGUAAAAGGACAAAUCCAAUUGGGUUUUGCUGAGCAAUUUUGCACAUAAAUAAACACUGGGAUCAGACAG